CCACCGAAAAUUGCCACACGACUGGAGUGGAAAUGGAGGCUUACAGGAAUAACAGCAAUACCUUUUGUUCCUUUUUCGUGUUCUUCGGCCUCUUGGUUCUCUUUGUGAGCACAAUGCCAAUAACAGAUGCAAAAGUUCACUACCAUGAUUUUGUCGUGCAAGCGACGCCAGUGAAGAGGCUGUGCAGAACCCGCAGUACUAUUACAGUGAAUGGGAUGUAUCCAGGACCAACAUUGGAAGUGAACAAUGGAGACACUCUAGUGGUCAACGUUGUAAACAGAGCUCGUUAUAAUGUUACUAUUCACUGGCAUGGAGUUAGGCAGAUAAGAACUGGAUGGUCUGAUGGGCCAGAAUUUGUGACUCAAUGCCCCAUCAGACCAGGAGGGAGUUACACUUACCGGUUUACCAUCCAAGGACAAGAAGGUACACUUUGGUGGCAUGCUCACAGUUCAUGGCUCAGAGCCACUGUCUAUGGAGCUUUGAUCAUUCGCCCUAAAGAAGGAGAUUCAUAUCCCUUCCCAAAGCCAAAGCGUGAAACUGCCCUUCUUCUUGGUGAAUGGUGGAAUGCGGAUCCCAUUGAUGUUGUGAGACAAGCCACAAGAACAGGAGCGGCUCCUAAUGUUUCCGAUGCUUACACAAUCAAUGGUCAACCUGGUGAUCUUUACAAUUGCUCUAGCAGAGACACAAUAAUAGUUCCAGUGGACUCCGGAGAGACAAAUCUUCUCAGGGUUGUCAAUUCUGCACUCAAUCAACAACUUUUCUUCAAGGUUGCUAAUCACAAGCUGACAGUGGUUGGAGCUGAUGCCUCUUAUGUUAAACCCUUCACCACCUCGGUGCUCAUGCUUGGACCAGGCCAGACCACUGAUAUCCUAAUCACAGCCGACCAACCACCAGCCAGAUACUACAUCGCAGCACGUGCCUAUGCUAGCGCUCAAGGUGCACCAUUUGAUAAUACCACAACCACAGCGAUUCUUGAAUAUAAAUCUGCCCCCUGCCCCGCCAAAGGUGCUACUAUCAAGCCAGUUAUGCCAACUAUGCCGGCAUUUAAUGACACAGCCACUGCCACCUCCUUCACAACCAGCUUCAGAAGUCCAAGACAAGUGCCUGUGCCGACUAACAUCGAUCAUAAUCUGUUCUUCACAGUUGGACUAGGACUCAACAACUGUCCCCCUGGUGCCAGUCGUAGUAGCUGUCAGGGUCCAAAUGGGACUCGAUUUACUGCCAGCAUGAACAAUGUAUCGUUUGUGCUUCCGUCCAAUUUUUCCUUACUUCAAGCACAUCAACAAGGUAUACCUGGAGUCUUCACGAGGGAUUUUCCAGCAAAUCCCCCAGUAAAAUUUGAUUAUACUGGAAACGUGAGCCGCACACUAUGGCAACCUGUUCCAGGGACUAAGUUGUACCCAUUAAAAUAUGGGGAAACAGUUCAGGUGGUGUUGCAGGGAACAAGUAUCUUCACGGCUGAGAACCACCCAAUUCAUCUUCAUGGUUACGACUUCUAUAUAAUUGCUGAAGGCUUUGGAAAUUUCAACCCAAGUACAGAUACAGCCAAAUUUAAUCUCGUAGAUCCUCCUCUACGAAAUACAGCAAGUGUUCCUGUUGGUGGAUGGACGGUGAUCAGAUUUGUUGCUGAUAACCCAGGGGUCUGGCUGAUGCACUGUCACUUGGAUGUCCACAUCGGCUGGGGCUUGGCAACUGCUUUCCUGGUAGAAAAUGGUGUUGGUGAGCUACAAACAUUAGAGGCUCCUCCUGCAGACCUUCCCCUUUGCUAGUUGAAGCAACAGAAGAUUUUACAGCAAAUUCUGGU
This is a messenger RNA of Sesamum indicum (sesame), 1804 nucleotides long. Its product is annotated as laccase-12. Gene Ontology annotation, molecular function: copper ion binding; hydroquinone:oxygen oxidoreductase activity. The record is from RefSeq and is a predicted model, not a curated record. Gene Ontology annotation, cellular component: apoplast. Gene Ontology annotation, biological process: lignin catabolic process. NCBI's taxonomy places the organism in Eukaryota, Viridiplantae, Streptophyta, Magnoliopsida, Lamiales, Pedaliaceae.